Agrilus planipennis (emerald ash borer) is the source of this 2005-nucleotide messenger RNA. RefSeq names its product rab11 family-interacting protein 2 (gene Rip11). Gene Ontology annotation, cellular component: intracellular membrane-bounded organelle. The record is from RefSeq and is a predicted model, not a curated record. NCBI's taxonomy places the organism in Eukaryota, Metazoa, Arthropoda, Insecta, Coleoptera, Buprestidae. Bases 415 to 1809 code for a protein of 464 amino acids. Gene Ontology annotation, biological process: regulated exocytosis. The transcript has 8 exons. Gene Ontology annotation, molecular function: small GTPase binding.
UGUUAUGUAUUUAUUACUUGCAUACAAAAUCAUACAGUACAGCGCAGGUUGAAUUUUUAACGUAAUGGCAAUAUUUAAAUGUAAAUAGAAUAGUGAAUACACAGUCUGUGUUUUAUGAUGAUAUUCAAACAAUAGUAUCUGUAAACCAUUAAAUAUAUGUUGAAGUGUAAAUGUGUUAGAUGCAUUGUACCUAUGUACCUUAGAAAACAUACUGGAACGUACAUACAUAUAUAAGUGACGAAUUUAUGCUUCAGUCGUCUCUAAUUUAAUUAUAGAAGGAAGCACACACCAACUAAACACUCUGCAAUAGACACGGAAACAGCGUAUUAAAGGAGACAUAAUAUAGUUGCUAUUUACUUGUCUGUAACCUAAAAGUGUUUGCAGGUGGGGUCAAUCGUGAUAUUUCCAUUAAUUAUGUGGAUGCCAACUCAUGUCCAGGUUGUAGUACACCGAGCUACGGGAUUACUAACCAAAGGUAAAAAUAAUACAAAUGACUGUUUCGUCACAAUAGCUUUAGGAAAAACAAAGUAUCAAACAUCAAUAAAAGAAAAGGCAUUCAGUGUUGUUGAGUGGCAUGAAGAAUGUGAACUACCAAUACCUGACCAAGGCAAUAGGGCAGAAAUUGUUUUAACAGUCUUACACCGAAAUUUUCUUGGAGUAGAUGAAUUUUUAGGUAGAGUUGCAGUUCCUUUAAAUGAACUUGAUGUGUAUGAAAGGCCAAAAGGAAGAUGGUACAUGUUACAAAGUAAACCAGGACAAGAAAGUAAGGGUAAAGCAAGAGGACAGUUGGAAGUAAAAAUAGCCUUUAUUGUAAAAGCUGGAAGUCUAACAGAUUUAAGUAAAAAAGAGAAACAUAAGUCUUCCAUUUUUCCCUUAUCUCAAGUGGCUCAGUCAGUUGGAGGAAGUUUGCUAAGUAUUGGAAGUUUGGAAAAAAGAAAGGGUAUUAAAAAAAUCGCUAAAUCUAUAGGAUCAAAAAUGCAUUUAAAGGGCAAGAAAAAGGCAGCAGAUGAUGAAUCCAGUUCAAUGGGAAGUGUUGUUAGUUUGCAACAAAAUGCUGUUCCCUUUAAGAGUAAACAAACACGAGAAGAUGCUGAUCCAGGAGUUGUUAGUGAAGAUGAAGAUGAAUUUGCUUUUGAUGAAUUAUCUCACAAAAGCUCAAGUGGUUCUCUUAAUUAUUUACACAAUCGCUCAGUAGCUAAUGGUUCUUUAGAAAAUUUGCCUGGUCAUGAAAACAUACAGAAAAAUGGAAAUACAAAAUCAGAACAACAAAUAAAAGAUGAAUGGGAACUGAAAUUAGGCCUAACUAAGCAAAACAAAAAUUCGAAACUUACUACAAGUGAGUCAUUUAAUAAAUUGUGGGAUUCUCCGAAGUUCUCCCCAAGGAUAGAAGAAGAAGAUGAGAAAAUAACUACUGCUGCAUUCACUGAAGAGGUACCUAAAAAAGAAGAAAAGGAAACAAUGCUGACCAAAUUUAAAAAUAUUAUGAAAGACAAAGAUGAAGUUAAAAAUGUAAAAUUGAGUCACAGUUCUGACGAGCGAAUUAUUAUUGGUGGAGAAAAUGAUUCCAGAGCCACAGUAACAAACACACGAAUUUCUGCGGAGUUGCUACAAAAGUUCGAUGGCAGAAAUCGAGAAGACCUUAUACUGAUAAUAAACGAGCUACAGAGCGAGUUAGAACAUCAAAAACGAAAAAACAAAGACCUUGAAGACUACCUCGAUGAAUUAUUAUUAAAAGUGAUGGAAACUACACCAAGGAUUUUACAAAACCCAUAUGCUGAUUGCAGAAUGGCCCAUACUCAAGUUAAAUAGUUGUAUUUGUUAUUAUUAUUCGUAAAAAAAAAACAUUGUUAUUGCUAAAUAAUCAUAAACACUCUUGUAUUACCAUUUUUGGGCGUAAUAGUAAUAAUUAUGUUUGAUAUUUUUCAGUUAUUGGUUUUGGUUUGUUUCACAAUUUAUAUACAACAUAUGAAUUAACAUAUUGUAAAUUCUAAACUACAUAAUAUAU